Messenger RNA from Gorilla gorilla gorilla (western lowland gorilla), 7482 nucleotides. It is a transcript of the gene TMEM33, whose product is annotated as transmembrane protein 33. The coding region runs from base 372 to 1115 and encodes 247 amino acids. The transcript has 7 exons. Gene Ontology annotation, biological process: endoplasmic reticulum tubular network organization; membrane organization. Gene Ontology annotation, cellular component: endoplasmic reticulum; membrane. The record is from RefSeq and is a predicted model, not a curated record. NCBI's taxonomy places the organism in Eukaryota, Metazoa, Chordata, Mammalia, Primates, Hominidae.
UUCCCCACGGAAAUGAAAGGAGCACUUCCGGGUUCGGCAAUAACCUGGAGCCGGCGGCGGAGGUUGGCUCUUUAGGGCUUCACCCCGAAGCUCCACCUUCGCUCCCGUCUUUCUGGAAACACCGCUUUGAUCUCAGCGGUGGGGGACAGGUAUCUCCCGGCUGCUGCAGGUGCCCUGGAUCCAGUCGGCUGCACCAGGCGAGCGAGACCCUUUCCUGGUGCAGUCUCAGAGUUCCCGCUGGGUGCAUCCGGCCUGUGUGUGGCGCGAGGCAGGGAAGCCGGUACCCGGGUCCUGGCCACAGCGCUGACGUUUUCUCUCUCCUUUCUUCUCUUUUCGCGGUUGCGGCGUCGCAGAGGGUAGUGUGAGCCCCCAUGGCAGAUACGACCCCGAACGGCCCCCAAGGGGCGGGCGCUGUGCAAUUCAUGAUGACCAAUAAACUGGACACGGCAAUGUGGCUUUCUCGCUUGUUCACAGUUUACUGCUCUGCUCUGUUUGUUCUGCCUCUUCUUGGGUUGCAUGAAGCAGCAAGCUUUUACCAACGUGCUUUGCUGGCAAAUGCUCUUACCAGUGCUCUGAGGCUGCAUCAAAGAUUACCACACUUCCAGUUAAGCAGAGCAUUCCUGGCCCAGGCUUUGUUAGAGGACAGCUGCCACUACCUGUUGUAUUCACUCAUCUUUGUAAAUUCCUACCCAGUUACAAUGAGUAUCUUCCCAGUCUUGUUAUUCUCUUUGCUUCAUGCUGCCACAUAUACGAAAAAGGUCCUUGAUGCAAGGGGCUCAAAUAGUUUACCUCUGCUGAGAUCUGUCUUGGACAAAUUAAGUGCUAAUCAACAAAAUAUUCUGAAAUUCAUUGCUUGCAAUGAAAUAUUCCUGAUGCCUGCGACAGUUUUUAUGCUUUUUAGUGGUCAAGGAAGUUUGCUCCAACCUUUUAUAUACUAUAGAUUUCUUACUCUUCGAUAUUCGUCUCGAAGAAACCCAUAUUGUCGGACCUUAUUUAAUGAACUGAGGAUUGUUGUUGAACACAUAAUAAUGAAACCUGCUUGCCCACUGUUUGUGAGAAGACUUUGUCUCCAGAGCAUUGCCUUUAUAAGCAGAUUGGCACCAACAGUUCCAUAGUUUAACAUCUAGUUAAGCUACAAAUAUAGUGUAAGCAUUAUUAGCAGCUGGUACUUCUGCUAGGGGUUGUAAAUUCCAGGUAUUACACUGACCUCAAUCCAAUUUACAUAAUUUACAUAAAUGCAUCUCAGUGGAAAAAUAAUCAUUUUCUUGGCAUGUUAAAUCAAGCUUAAAAAGUUUUGAGAAAAUUACUGCGCUGUGUUGCUAAUGGUUAAAGAAGUCUGUAUCUAGUGAUAAAUGUACCAAUUUUUUUAAAAAGAUGCUGUUGUGCCUAUAUCAUGAAGUACAUUAAUUUCUCUUGUAAAAAAAAUAGCUCUAAAAUUUGUUUCAACCUAAUUGGUAACCUGAGUUUAUAUCUGGCAUGAGUUCAUUAUGGUGAUACACAUAUGUGAAUUCAGUGCAUUUUGAGACAGUAUUCUACCAUUCAGUAAUUUUGGUUAAUGAUUUUAACACUUCUCAGUGUAUUUAAUUUCAAAUUGUUUUUUUAAUUGGUUUUAUGCUGAUUUGUUAGGACAGAUGUGUUUUGAAUGUACCAUUAUAAGAAGAAUUCUAUGUAUCUUAAACUAUGAUCUUCUAAAAUUUUAUUUCCGUAAGUACUUCUGUGGCCUUGAGUAUUUUUUAAAAGGCUCAACUGUAAGCCUCUUAGCCAAUUGGAUAAAUAUUUGGGGUCACCUAGCCAUUGAAAGCAGAAAGCAGUAGUGACACAGCUUUCCCUUCAAAGAGCCAUUGAGAAACAUUUCUCAAACAGGAAAUCCUUCUUUUACUAAUGUGGACAUAUAGAUUAUUCGUAUUAUAGUUUGUAGAACUACCUAGUUCAGAAUCUUGACUGCCAGUUUUCUUGGUUUCUUAGGCUUGAAUUUUCACAGACAAUUGCAACAGUUUAGAUGCCUUUUGAAAGGAAUGUAAUGAAGAUUCAGCAUCUGACUAUAUGUGUGUCUAUCCUGAAAUAAUAAUGGAGAGUAUACUGUAGAUUACAUGUUUACCCAUCAAAUCUGACUUAAAAGGUUAAAUGGAAGGUUUUAUAGGUAAGGUAAUUGAUUGGGAAUGGGGUAGGGGGAGGAGUUGUGGGGGAAUAAUGUGCAUUUCAGUCUCUUAACGCGUAGAUAAAUUUAGGGGAAUUGGAUGUAUUAUGCAACUUUGAUUUGGGUUGUAAAAUAUGUUAAAUCCUGUUCAUUGAACUCCCAUCAACUCUUAUAAAAUUCAUGCUGAUCUUCGUUACCGUUGCAUGAUUGGAAAUGUUUAAAACAUUGUACAGUUUUAGUAUAGAGAAAUGUAAUGGUUUUUGUGACCAGUUUCUGUCUGCAUGUAAUUUGGAUUUCUCAAAUACAUUCAUUAGUAAUUUAUCAGUAACAUUAGUUUUAUUUUUGUUCAUCUUCCUAAUCUAUAAAAAGGGGAUAUUCUUAGGAUAAAUACAUGAAAAAUUAUACUUGAUAGCUUAACUAUAAUCAGCUAUUUUUGUAUUUUUGUAAUAUUUGUCCACUAAGCUGGAGAAGCAGCCUCACACAGUUGAUUUUGUGUAUGUGGCUAGUCUUACUGUCACUAUGUAAGUAAUCUAAUGGUUUUAGAAACUAAACUUUCUAGAGCAAUAAAAUGACUAUAAUGUUAAGUAAACAUAAUGUUGAUUUCUAAUUAUGUUUUAAAAAAUGAAGUCUUGAAUUAUAUCAAGAAAUUUUGGCAGCUGAAGUCAUGUUUAUUUUGAAGCUGUUAGUUUUUUCCUAUAAUUUAAAAAGAUCUUUUAGAUUUAUAGAAGAGUCAGAAAUGUACAAGAGAGUUUUUUUUGUUUUGUUUUUGUUCUUUGAGACAGAGUCUGUCUCUGUCGCCAAGGCUGGAGUGCAGUGGCGCAAUCCUGGCUCACUGUAGCCUCUGCCUCCUGGGUUCAAGUGCUUCUCCUGCCUCAGCCUCCCGAGUAGCUGGGACUACAGGUGCACGCCACCACGCCUGUAGUCCCAGCUGUAUUGUAAAAAUACAAAAUUUUAGUAUUUUUAGUAGAGACGGGGUUUCACCAUGUUGGCCAGGAUGGUCUCGAUCUCCUGACCUUGUGAUCUGCCUGCCUCGGCCUCCCAAAGUGCCGGGAUUACAGGUGUGAGCCACCGCGCCCGGCCAAGAAGAGUUCUUUUGCAUACCCUUUACUCAGGUCCUCUCAUGUUAACGUUUUACGUAACUGUAGAACAUUUAUCUAAAGUAAGAUAUUAGCCCAGAACAAUACUACUAACUGAAGUAUAAAACUUAUUUGAAUUUCAACAUUUUUUUUUCAUUUCUUAUUUUCCUUUUGUGUGCUCUGUUUAUACCAUGAUCCAUGAUUUUUUUUUUUAAUCAUGAUUGUCUUUUAAAGAUCUGUGUGUCUCUGUUUUGAGUUUUUCCUGUUUAUUUUGGAAAGUACUGUUGGUCAAGAUAAUUGGUCAAUAAUCCAUGUUGGUUUUAACAAAAAGCAUUUUAACAUUAAAAAUAUUACAGUAUAAAACAACACUCUGCUUUAAAUUGAGGUUUUAUGUCAUUUUAGCAGAAUUAUAAUAUUUCUGAUAUACUCAUGUUUGACAAGUUGAAACAGAUUUGUUUCUUAAAGGAAGGUUUAAUAUACAAAAAAAGGUAAUCUUAAACUUAUGAAAAAGUAAAUUUUACAAUUUGAGCAUUACUAGAUGUUUAGUUUGCAUGAACUCAUAGUUAGAAAUUCUGCAAUAGGAAUAUCUACAACCAGCUGAUUUGGAAUUUGAAAUUAUAGUGUUACAUGUAUACCUAUCAAAUUAAAAUUAAGGAAAUACAAUAGCAAUAUAUAGAAUGAAUGUAGUAAGAGAAAUUAACUCUUUACUGCAUCAUUGAACUUAUUGUUAGUUACAGGUUUAAAAGAAGUUCAUUUAACAUCCAGAGUGUCUAAUUCUUCUGGAAGUGGUGUAGUACCAUUGUUCUUCUGGCAUUUUUAAAUAUUAAACCUUUUUGGAUAGAUGGAAGCCUUAUACAAAAUCUACUUUAUUUUAGCAAGGAUUCUCUGUCCUUUUGUAUAGUUGGUACCUUACUAAUUUAAACUCUAAUAUCAAUCUACAGAGAAAUUUAUUAAAUGCAAUUUGUAUUUAGUUUUUUUUUUUUUGAAUAAAAUUCAGAGGUAGAUCCUCCUGGAAGAAAGAAAGCAAGCGAACUUUUUAAGGAAAAUUAGACUUGAAUAUUUAAGAAUGUCCCUUACAGAGAAAAUCAAGGCCAACUAUAAUACUAAGCUAAAAGUUAUGAAAAAUUAAUAGGUUCUUUUAUAGAGCUAAGAAUGAUGAAACCAUCAAUACUUCCUUCUUCCUAAAAAUCCGGAUCAAAACUUCAGGUUAGGUUUCUAAGUUUAGGACAUGAAUAUUAUUUUUUUCUGGAAAAGAAGAUGAGUAUAUGUGUCAUAAGACAAGUAGAACUGAGAGAUUUAGUUUUUUUUUUUUUUUUUGAAGUUUUAGUUCAGAAUAACAUUAAUUUUGAGAGAUUGAGGUAAAGAACCUUAACUAAUGCUAAGGAGUUUAUUUUGAUUAACAUAGGUUAUUCUGACCACCACCUCUUCCUUCCUCAAUCUCCUUAGAAUCUGACAGUCUCAAAGCUGUCACACAAAUUAGACUAAUUUUGACACUUUGAAAUGAAAACUUCAAGGAAGAAGUAGCCACGGACAGUUAUGUUUAUAAUCAGUAGGUGGCACUCUUUCCUCAGGUAGCCCCCCAUUUUCACAUGAUGUGUUUGAAGGUUAAAUGCCACCAAAAGUGCUGAGUCAGCUAUAAAACUAAGUCCCUGAAUUCCAUGGCCCUUUUAAAUAUGUAAUCAUUCAAGAUUGGAAAAAAAAAAAAAUUAAGCAUUUUUUGUUUGUUUGCUUGUUUGUUUUUGAGACGGAGUUUCACUCUUGUUGGCCAGGCUAGUGCAAUGGCGCCAUCUCAGCUCACUGCAACCUCUGCCUCCCGGAUUCAAGCAAUUCUCCUUCAGCCCUCCAAGUAGCUGGGGUUACAGGUGCCCGCCACCAUGCCCAGCUAGUUUUUGUAUUUUUAGUGGAGAUGAGGUUUCACCAUGUUGGCCAGGCUGGUCUUGAACUCCUGACCUUGUGAUCCCCCCACCUCGGCCUUCCAAAGUGCUGGAUUACAGGCGUGAGCCACUGUGCCUGGCCUGCAUUUUUAAAAUACUGAAUUAUUCAAAAGAAGUACCCUGUCAAUAUGUGCUUUCUAGGAAAACAGUAAAAUAGGCCACAAUUUGGAGUGACAUCAUUCAGAUCAAGGUCUAUCCAGUUUUUUCUUUUCAUGCUAAGUGCCUACAUCACCGAAACACACUAAUAUAAAAUUAUCCUUUCUCCUUCAUUUUCAGAUGUGUAGAAAAAUGGUACUUAAAAUGUUUUCAUGAUCAUUUUGUAGGUAGACUAGAUAUAGCCCGUUGAACCUCUUUUAAAAUUUAGACUUUUGAUAGUAAUAUAAAAGCAUAUUGAAAUUUGUAGAUAUUAUAUUAGGAAUGGCACCUAGAUUUGAAAAUUAUGCUUGGCUUGUAGAGACAACUAGUUUCUCUCUCUUUUUUUUUUUUUUUUUUUUUUUUUGAGACAGAUUCUCACUCAGUUGCCCAGGCUGGAGUGCAGUGGUGCAGUCUUGGCUCACUGCAACCUCUGCCUCCUGGGUUAAAGCGAUUCUCAUGCCUCAGCCUUCCUAGUAGCUGAGACUACAGGCGUGCACCACCACGCCCAGCUAAUUUUUGUAUUUUUAGUAGAGACAGGAUUUCACCAUGUUCACCAUGUUGGUCAGGCUGGUCUUGAACUCCUGGCCUCAAGUGAUCUGCCCGCCUCGACCUCCCAGACUGCUGGGAUUAUAGGUGUGAGCCACUAAGCCUGGCUGAGACAACUAGUUUCCCUUAACAACUCAUUGGAAUUCUCUAGGAUUAGGAGAAUUCCACAGAGCCUGUAUGAUAUUAUAGCUCAACAUUUAGUAUACCAAAGGCAUACCCGUGUAAAUCUAGGAGUUAUUUCCAGAGAUUGUUUUAAGGAGCAGUCUUAUAUUCAGGGUAGAAAGUUAUGAUUGGAUCUGCUAUUAAGGAGAAGAAAGGAGCUGCUAAAGGUUUGGGAGGUUUCCUGGUAGUAACUAUUCUAGGAAAUAUUUAUGUUUUAAGGUGAUGUUCACAUGGGUUCUUUAGAAGGAACAUAGUCAAGUGUGAUGGAUUAACUCUAUAUAGUCUUUCUCCUCUGGCGCGUGUAGGAAAUCUGACCUGCAGUGUGAGUUGAUGUGACAAGAGAUAAAGAAAGCACUGUAUUUUAAAAUCUAAAGCAGAUUCCUUUCUUAGAAAACAAUAGGAAAAAAUUAUAGAUGGAUAUCUUUGCUGAAAUCUAACAAUUAGCUCAUAUUCCAUGAGAAAGAAUGGCCUAAGAAUCAUUUCAUGUUACCUAGCCUUCUGAAGCUACUCACUUGAUGUGCCUAGCACUUUGAAACUAACCUUUUUUUUCUUUGUUCAUGACAGCUUAAUUCCAAAUAUUUACUAUUUUCUCUUGUAACUGUUAGAACAGUUCCUUUUGACAUUAAUUUUUGCCUACAUAUAUAUUUUUAAGUUGAGACCAAAUCGGUGAAGUGUUGAGCAAGUAACAUUUAUGAUGUGUGUAUAUUGGAACAAAUGUAAAAGGGUUACAAAGAUUAGAAACAGAGUCAUAAAAAAUGGCUUGAUUUAUAAAGGCAUUACUUUUGGUGCUUUAUAUAAUGGCAUAUAUUGAACUAAAAAUUUGUAUAUACAGUAUGUCAGCAUUUCGUAGUAACUUCUCUUGAAUCCAUUUUUAAUAUCUAAUAUUGUACAGGUUGGGGAGUUACAUUCUUCAGGCCAAUACUGUCCAGACUAUAUAAAUUUAUAAAAUAAAUUGAAAAAUUCAUUCCCCUGUAUUCAAGACCAAAGCACAUAAAUGCUAAUGUAGGACUCAGAGGGGAAAUGCAGCUCUCCUGCAUAUUUGAGAAAAUGUGAAGUCCUUUCAAGAAAAUCUAAUAAACAUAAUAAUCAUAGCCUGCUGACACUAAGGAAAAAGGACCUCAUUCACUCUUUCUUUUAUGCAGCGAUUUACUGGUCCCUACUGAUUUCCAAAUUGGAUCACGAUAGUAAAUUAUCCAUGCUGGUACCUGUGAAAGUAAGCCCUGGGAUCCAUAUUUGUUUUGUGUUCUGCUUAAAUCAGCAAGAAUGAUAAAUUUGAUGGUGUGAAAUUGGAAGUAUCAAGGGCUUUCUUUGGUGAUUGAGGGAAAUAAUGUCUCUACUUGUAAUUUAUUGUGACCCUUUUUCACUGUAUAUGCUUUGUAUGUCUAAUAUUUAUUUCAAUGCAAAUUAAAUUGUUCCUUCAUCUGUAUUGUUAUAUCUAAGAUUUUAUUGAUGUUAAAAUCUAAUUGUGGAAUAAAAAUCUCUCUGGAUUUAA